GCGAUCGGCAGUGCUCUGUGUCCCUCGGACACAGCGGAUCACUGGUCCACGGAAAGAGCCGAAGAUGUCAGCUCGAGCACUGAUGAUCAGUGUAGCCCCAGUAGUGCCACCUGUCAGUGUCCAUCAGUGCCGCUGUCAGUGCUCAUCAGUGCCACGUGCCAGUGCCCAUCAAUGCCACAUAUCAGUGCCUACCAGUGCCCAUCUGAGCGUCCUUUCAGUGUCACCCAUCAGUGCCAGUAAGUUCCGCCUAUCAGUGCCAGUCAGUGCCGCCUAACAGUGCCAGUCAGUGCCGCCUAA
Molecule: messenger RNA, 297 nt
Organism: Staurois parvus
Lineage: Eukaryota; Metazoa; Chordata; Amphibia; Anura; Ranidae
Source: the annotation of a GenBank genome assembly